This is a messenger RNA of Camelina sativa (false flax), 861 nucleotides long. The record is from RefSeq and is a predicted model, not a curated record. Lineage: Eukaryota; Viridiplantae; Streptophyta; Magnoliopsida; Brassicales; Brassicaceae.
CUUAAACCGAAGCCACGACUUUUGAAGAGUCGAGAAAGCAAAAUGAACUAAAAUUUUCAUAAAUAAAUACACAAAGAAAAAAAAAGUGAAGAAGAUUCCCAAAACAACUGAGCAAAGAAGUAAGGAAGAACCUCUGAAUCAAUGGCGAUUUCAAAGCUCCAUCUACUCUUUCUUUUCUCAGUCUUUCUCUCCCUUCAUCGUCCUGUUCUUUCCGAAAACGAUGAAGAAGAUGUUCUUUUUACAGUCAUCAACAACUACAGAACGUCUAUAAACCUAACAACCUUGAUAAAGAACGAAAACGCUGAAUGUCUCGCAGAUGAAUUAGCAGACCAAUUCAAGAACCGACCCUGCACAAACACCAGUGGCUCAGCUGCAGUUCCUGGAACAGAACCUGGUUUCUCAGACUUCCCUAAACUCCUCACCAAAUGCCGACUCAACAUUACAAUUACUAGAGACGGUGUGAUUUUGCCGACUUGUGUUCCUCACCUUGAUCAGACCCUUCUCAUGAACAAUUACACAAAGUCACAGUACUCCAGGAGUUUGAAUGAUUCUAAGUUCACUGGAAUUGGUAUUGGUUCUGAGGAUAACUGGGUUGUUGUUGUCCUCACUACAAACACACCCGAGGGUAGCUAUUCUCCGGCUACUAACUCUGGAGCUUUCUCAAUCACAGUUCAUGGCCUUGUUUCUUCGAGUUUGUUGUUUCUUCUCCUUUGCUUCCUCAUGUUUUGAGUCCCGUUUUUGUUUUUUUUUGUUUUUUGUUUUCCAUAUUUCAAUGACCUUAUUUCAUUUGUUUUCAUAAUUAUGUUGUGUGAUUGUUGUGAAUUUUUAUGACAAUAAAGAGAAGAACAAUAUUGGAGCAAA